Molecule: messenger RNA, 691 nt
Organism: Armigeres subalbatus
Lineage: Eukaryota; Metazoa; Arthropoda; Insecta; Diptera; Culicidae
Product: general odorant-binding protein 56d-like
Exons: 2
Coding region: 26-424 (132 amino acids)
Biological process (GO): sensory perception of smell
Molecular function (GO): odorant binding
Source: RefSeq, a predicted model, not a curated record
CAAACAUAAUCAGCUCAAAGCAGUCAUGAAAUCGUUCAUCUGUUUGGUUUUUGUUGCCGCCAUGGUUGGAGUUAACGCUCUCUCCGAGGAGCAGUACAGGAAGGCCCAUGUCUUCGCCGCAGUGUGUUUGACGAAAUCGAAUGGCGUAACCCGGGAUGAUGUGCGCCGACUGCGUAACGGUGAUUUCGCUGACGUUAACCAGGACUUGAAAUGCUUCACCAAGUGUUUCCUGGAGCAGAUCGGUUACAUGAGUGCCGAGGGAAAACUAGAAGAGGGCUAUGCCGUUGAGAGACUGUCGCAGGAUCGUGAAAGGAGUACGGUUGAGGCUUUGGUGAAGCAAUGCAGCGUGCUAAUGGAUGAUCCAUGCGAAACCGCUUUCCGUGCCUUCGAAUGCUUCUACAACGGAAAAGCUGCCAUACUCUGAACGAGCAAGUUCAUAUGGAUAGAUAACUAAAAACAUUUUGUUCCGGUAAAAACAAUCUUAAACAAAAAGUUACAUAUUUGAUCCUUCACUUUUUUGAAAUUGAUUUAGAUAAAAUAUAGUUUGACAUAAACUUCAUGAACUUGAAUAUUGUUACAAGUCAAAUGAUAUCCUCAACAUCAUUUAUUAAACUUGAUAAUUUAUUCUGCAGUUCAUCAUACUAUCAACCAAUUGUAACCUUUUCUUAUGCAACUUACAAAUAAAUGCAAC